Platichthys flesus (European flounder) is the source of this 5930-nucleotide messenger RNA. RefSeq names its product eukaryotic translation initiation factor 4 gamma, 1a (gene eif4g1a). The record is from RefSeq and is a predicted model, not a curated record. The coding region runs from base 495 to 5663 and encodes 1722 amino acids. Gene Ontology annotation, cellular component: eukaryotic translation initiation factor 4F complex. Lineage: Eukaryota; Metazoa; Chordata; Actinopteri; Pleuronectiformes; Pleuronectidae. Gene Ontology annotation, molecular function: protein binding; mRNA binding; translation initiation factor activity. The transcript is spliced from 31 exons.
CGACUUGGAGGCGCACCGGCUCCACAAACGAGAAACACCGCACCAUGGCCUCGCUCUGAGCCGCUAAACACGACAGUGGUGUACGUAACGAACCGGCAUCCGUCACCAUCGACGCCCUGAUCAUGGACCCACGGUCCAGAGGCUUUUUUCGGGGCCAUCGGAGUUGUCAGUAGUACUCCCAAAGUACUAUAUUGUUUGAUUUUGUGCACUGGCACUUUUGCACGCCCGGGGAUUUAAACCGAAGUGACAGCAGCAGCGCUCGCCCCGGCUGCCGGUUAGCUAACUAGCACGCUAAGUCAGUAGCCAAGAAAAGGGCAUCCAUCUGCUGUUGGAGUAAAGGACACGGAAACUACAACACAACUACUUUCAGUAACAGAAGGCUGAUCAGAGGCAGAUCCCCCGACUACAACCCGUACACCACACUCACUACUGAUUCCCGCAGAAAGGCUGGCAACACAACGCCACCCUAAUGCAGAACCAUAAAAGAGUGUGAAAUGAACAAACCACCACAGCCUAUAACGGGACCCACCUCUGUCCCAAACCCUGCCCCCUCCCCUGGAUUGACACAGGCUGCCUACGGCCAAGGACAGCCCCCUUCUCUGGUUUUUGCCACCCCUCCACCUCCACAAAUGAACUCUGCACCCCAGACAAGACAGUUUGCUGCAGGGCCCCGUCCUUUACACCAACAGACAUACUAUCCAAACCGCCCAGCCAUGGCCACCAGUGCUCCAAGAGUACAGACAAGUAGUGGCCCCAGACCUGUUGGACCUACCCAUGUCUACCCGCCCAACUCCCCGAUGAUGAUGAUUUCCCAGCAGCAGCUGUCUUUCGCUGGAUCCCCUCAGGGCUACUUCAUCCCCCCUCCUGGACAGUACCGGGCCCCAUACAUGCCUCCAACUCAGCAGUAUCCUGUGACCACCGGUACAGCUGGCUUCUAUCCGGGAACCAGCCCGGCUGAAUACACUGCUUAUGCAGGAGCAUAUUAUCCUGCUCAGCCACAGUACUCUCCGUCUGUCCAGCCCGCACCGGUCAUGAUCAACCCCCCCCAGCAACAGCAACAAGCCCCGCCUCCUCAGCAGCAGCCGCCACAGCAGCAGCAGCAGCAGCAGCAGCCGCAGCAGCAGCAGCCGCCGGCACAGGCACAAGGCCCACUAAAGAGGGAACGCAAACCGAUAAGAAUACGAGACCCCAACCAGGGCGGGCGUGACAUCACAGAGGAGAUAAUGUCAGGUGGAAGGUCCACCACCACACCGACUCCCCCACAGGCCUCCAUAGCAGAUUUAAGUCCUCCACAGACCAAUGGUGAAGUUGUACAGCCUGUCGCUACAGUGACAAGACAAGAUGAUAACAUGGAGCCUGCUGUUGGUGCUGAAACCCCUCCACCUCCUGCCACAGCAGACACAGAGCCUGUGCUGGAGGCCAAACAGGAAAUGAUCAGCCAGAUGUCUGUGUGUGCUGAAUCCGAUGCACAAUCUGUAGCCCCCUCAGCUGCUACUGAGGAUCCAUCCCCAUUGAUAAAAGACGAGCUGUCUCCCUCUUCCAUCCCUCCUGUAGUAGCAUCUAUUACAACUACUACUCCUGCUGAAGCAGUAAAGAAAGACGUUACUAAAGUCAGUGACACAGUCGAUGCUCCUGUCAGCCCUUCAGCAUCAAUAGCAGCACAAGAGGUCAAAAUAGAGGAACCACAGGCUGCCCCAGCUCCACCUGAGAAGGCACCAGAAAAGGAAGAAAAGAUAACAGAGGAAGUGAAGAAAGUUGAAAAAGAGGACCAGGUGGCUAGUUCCAAGGUGGAGCCUGUAGUUGAAGAUGCAGCGAUAGUUACCCCUGUUAAAGUGGCAAAAGAAGAAGUCGUGGCAAAAGAAGAAGCCGUGGCAAAGGCUUCAACUGAAAUCUCUCAGCCUCCACCCUCUGUACAGGAACAUGCUGUUCCAGAGACCCAGAGCGCUGUCCUCAACUCUGCACCUGAACCCGAACCUGAACCCAAACCUGAACCCGAACCUACUCCGGUUGUAACAGCAGAGCCUCUCCUCUCCAACGGUCUUCCUCAGAACGUUGAGGAACUGUCAGAGGAUGUUGCGCUUUCAGACACUACAUCCCUUGACAAGCCUGAUGCCUCUCAAUCUCAGGAAUCCACACCUGUAGCUAAAAUGGCAGCACCAACCCAGGAAGAGGAAGAGGAGGAGGAGGAGGAGGAGGAGGAGAAGAAGGUGGAAGAGGAAAAGGAGAAAAUAGAGGAUGUCCCUCUUGCCCCUAUCAGCUGCCCUACAGAGCAAUCUACUAUGCAAGCUGCUACGUCUCUGCCAAAGAAGAGGAGGAACAUGAAGGAGCUCAACAAAAAGGAGGCCAUUGGAGACCUCCUGGAUGCAUUCACAGAUGAGCAGGAGCCCAUGCCUGCUUCUGAACCUGUGCCCGCUCCGGCCGAGCCUGUCCCUGUUGCUCCAGCUGAACCUCCUGCUGAGGUCGUGGAUGAGACUUGGGAAGAGAAAGAGGACAAACAGAACUCAGUACCUGACAAGCCCAAAGCCACAUACCAGUACAAAGAAGAACAAUGGAAGCCGAUAAACCCAGAAGAGAAGAAGCAGUACGACAGGGAUUUCCUCCUGGGCUUCCAGUUCAUCGGCGCCAGUAUGAACAAACCUGAGGGUCUGCCCACCAUCAGUGAUGUGGUCCUGGACAAGGUGAACAAGACUCCCAUGCGACCUGUUGACCCAGCUCGACUAAUUAACGUUGGUCCUGAUUUUACUCCCUCAUAUUUGGGGAAUCUUGGGAGCAGAUCAGUGGGAGGACCACGAGGCCCACCUCCUGGGCCACGUCGCUCCCAGCAGGGUCAGCGUAAAGAACCCAGGAAAAUCAACAUCAGCAGCAUGUCCUUCAAUGAUGACGUGCAACUCAACAAGGCUGAGAAGGCCUGGAAGCCAUCAGUGAAGAAGUCCACUCGAAGCCGCGCUGCAGAGGAAACCGAAGAAGAUGAGACUGAACAGGGCAAGACUCGGGAGCUGUUCAAGCGUCUGCGCAGUAUCCUCAACAAGUUGACUCCUCAGAAGUUUCAGGAGCUGAUGAAGCAGGUGACGGAUCUGGCGAUAGACACGGAGGAGAGGCUGAAAGGAACCAUUGACCUCAUCUUUGAGAAGGCCAUCUCAGAGCCCAACUUCUCUGUGGCCUACGCCAAUAUGUGCCGCUGCCUUAUGGGAUUGAAAGUCCCCACGUCGGACAAGCCAGGAGCUUUUGCCAACUUCCGUAAACUGCUGCUUAACCGCUGUCAGAAAGAGUUUGAGAAGGACCAGGAUGAUGAUGAGAUCUUUGAGAAGAAGCAGAAAGAGAUGGAGGCUUCCAAAGAUGAUGAAGAGCGUGAGCGCAUGAGAGUGGCGCUCAAUGAUGCCAGAGACCAGGCCCGCCGGCGCUCACUGGGAAACAUUAAGUUCAUAGGCGAGCUCUUCAAGCUGAAGAUGCUUACUGAGGCCAUCAUGCACGACUGUGUAGUGAAACUUCUAAAGAAUCACGACCAAGAGUCUCUGGAGUGUCUCUGCAGGCUGUUCUCCACUAUUGGAAAAGAUCUGGACUUUGAAAAGGCCAAGCCUCGUAUGGAUCAGUAUUUUCACCAGAUGGACAAGAUCAUCAAAGAGAAAAAGACUUCAUCCAGAAUCCGCUUCAUGCUGCAAGACGUCCUGGACCUCAGAAAGUGCAACUGGGUGCCUCGCAGAGGAGAACAGGGUCCUAAAACAAUUGACCAAAUUCACAAGGAGGCGGAGAUGGAAGAGCACAGGGAACACAUCAAAGUACAGCAGCUCAUUUCCAAGGGAGGUGGAGGUGGUGGAGGCAGGAUGGGAGGGGACAGGGGGGACAGAGGGGACAGAGGGGACAGGGGGGGCCGAGGGUCCCACACACCAGGAGGUGGCCGUAAUAACCCGCCUCAGGAUGAGGGAUGGAACACUGUGCCCAUCUCCAAGAACAGACCUAUCGACACCAGCCGCCUUAGCAAGAUCACCAAGCCCGGUGCUCUGGACUUCAACCUCACAAUGUUGGCUCCAGGAGGCAAAAGCCUUGCCGGCAGCUGGGGCAAAGGCAGCAGUGGAGGAACUGGCGCUAAACCAGCCAGUGGAGAGCAAGAUUCUGGUCGUCCAGCUCCCAGCACCAACCGAUUUUCUGCCCUUCAGUCUGGUUCUUCGUUGUCUUCAUCCGACUCCGAUCGCAGAGUUCCUCAGAGGUCAAGCUCCAGUCGUGAGCGCGGUGGAGAUGGGGGCGACCGCGAGAAGGAUCGCUUUACUCGCAAUGAGGUACGGGAAGGUCGUGACGACAGGAGCAGCAGCAACCAAAUCACAAAGAGAAGCUUCAGCAGAGAGUCGCAGGAGCGUGGAGGGAGGGCUGGAGACAGCCGGACCUCGGCUGACCCUGUGCGUCGCGUCGCCAGCAUGACUAACGACAGGGACCGCGGAAGUCGGGACAGGGGAAGCAGAGACCGAGGAAGCAGAGACCGAGGAAGUCGGGACAGGGUUCCAAGCCAAGAUCUCACAGCUAAGCGUGAGAGCGCCCCCACUCCUCCUCCUUCUCUCCCUAAACCUACUUUGACUGAGGAAGAGUUGGAGAAGAAGGCAAAUGCCAUCGUUGAAGAAUACCUCCACAUUAAUGACUUGAAGGAGGCGCUGCAGUGUGUGGUAGAGCUCAACAGUACCUCGCUGCUGUACGUGUUUGUGCGGACCGGCGUGGAGUCGACGCUGGAGCGCAGCACAAUCGCUAGAGAGCGCAUGGGCCACUUGCUGCACCAACUUAUAAAGGCAGGGACAUUGCCCACACCACAGUACUACAAAGGGCUAGAAGAGAUCCUGGAGGCAGCCGAAGACAUGGCCAUAGAUAUACCUCACAUAUGGCUCUACCUGGCUGAACUCAUUACCCCCCUGCUCCACGAGGGAGGCAUCCCUAUGGGACAGCUCUUCAGGGAGAUCUCCAAGCCUCUCCUCCCCCUGGGGAAGGCUGCUGUGCUGCUGGUUCAGAUCCUGAAGCUGCUCUGCGACGGAAUGACACCUAAGAAGGUCGGGGCCAUGUGGACAGAGAGCGGGCUGAGCUGGAGUGACUUCUUGCCCAAGGACGAGGACGUCAACGCGUUUGUCACUGAACAGAAGAUGGAUUUCACCACAGGAGAAAUGACGGAGUCAGUGGAAGAGGGUGUAAAGAAAGCCCUGAGUGGAGAGGAGCUCAGUAAACAGCUGGACAGACUCCUCGAGGAAAAGGCCGACAACCAGCGCAUCGGUGACUGGGUAGAGGCCAACUUGGACGAGCAGCAGGCGACUUCCAACCAGUUUUUACGAGCAUUGAUGACAGCAGUGUGCCAGUCCGCCAUCAUAUGUGACAACCCGUACAGGGUGGAUCCAAGUCAGAUCAAACAGAGAGCCAGUCUUCUGCAGAAAUACCUGUCUGACGAGCAGAAAGAGCUGCAGGCCCUCUGCGCCCUCCAGGCUCUGAUGGUGCACAUGGAGCAGCCUGCGAACCUGCUGCGGAUGUUCUUCGACGCCUUGUACGAUGAGGACGUCAUUAAAGAAGAGGCCUUCUAUAAGUGGGAAACGAGCAAAGACCCUGCGGAGCAGACGGGCAAAGGUGUGGCCUUGAAAUCUGUCACCGCCUUCUUCACCUGGCUCCGCGAGGCAGAGGAGGAGUCUGACAAGGAAUAAAAGAGUGAACUGAAUGCUGCCACGCCCCCCUUUGGCUAGGUGGUGGCUCUGCAGGCGGCUCUGGAGAGUUGUGGACAAUAUUGCCAGAGAGGCAGACUCAAAUCAAUCCUCAGUGAGGAUAAAUCUUUAUUAUUAUUUUUUUUUCCUUUCAUGGAGGGUGGACUUGGAAAACAAUCAUUUCUCUCGACCCUCCCCUUCUUGCUUCCUCAUUAUGUCCUCACCUGCUUGUCACAGCAAGUGUCCUAAUCAAAUAAACUUGAAAACUGA